This is a messenger RNA of Paramisgurnus dabryanus, 9971 nucleotides long. RefSeq names its product NIPBL cohesin loading factor b (gene nipblb). Gene Ontology annotation, molecular function: chromatin binding; cohesin loader activity. Gene Ontology annotation, cellular component: Scc2-Scc4 cohesin loading complex. Gene Ontology annotation, biological process: regulation of gene expression; digestive tract development; brain development. NCBI's taxonomy places the organism in Eukaryota, Metazoa, Chordata, Actinopteri, Cypriniformes, Cobitidae. The record is from RefSeq and is a predicted model, not a curated record.
GUCAUUCCUGCAGCAGUGCUUCCGGUCGGCAUUUUGUUCUGCGAGAGACUCUUGUGUGGAUUCUUUUAUGAUCGCCCAGCAGCUUUUCGGUACCGAAACCUUUCCACCGUCGUCCGGACUCAAGCGCGAUCUUCCGCGAGCGCUUGUGAGAGGAAAGCAUACCGCCCGUCAGUCUUCAUGUUUGCAGUGAGAGGAAGCGGUGCGACCCGGAUUAUUGUUGUGAGAGGGACACAGCGAGCCCGAACCCCUCCACCUUCACCUUUCAACAGCAGAGCCUCAGCAAAAGAUGUAAAGGUGGAUAAGUGAGCAGCGACCUGUGCAUCCACGCAAGCUCCCUGCCCUUCUUCAGCAUGAAUGGGGAUAUGCCUCAUGUUCCUAUCACCACUCUCGCUGGGAUCGCAAGCCUCACCGACCUGUUAAAUCAGCUCCCGCUCCCUUCCCCUCUCCCUGCCACCACCACUAAGAGCCUGCUGUAUAAUGGGAGGAUCGCCGAGGAGGUCAGUUGUCUGCUGUCUCGACGUGACGAUGCUCUCGUCUCUCAGCUGGCACACAGCCUCAAUCAGGUGUCCACUGAACAUAUAGAGUUGAAAGACAACCUGGGCAGCGAUGACCCGGAAGGAGAUGUGCCUCUACUGCUACAGACGGUGCUGUCUAGGAACCCCAAUGUCUUCAGGGAGAAAAGUACGCCCACCCGAUAUGGGGUUCAGGGCGGUUUAAUGCAACAGCCAAUGAUACCACCCUACAAGAUGCCUCAAAAUUCAAUGCACGGAAGCCCGGUGUCAAACUAUCAGCAAACCACUAUAACUCCGAGCCCUCCCAGCAGAUACGUUCAACCUCAAACGGGUUCUGGUACCAGGUACAUGCCUCAGCAAAACAGUCCAGUGCCCAGCCCGUACGCCCCACAGAGCCCAGGAGGCUACUUGCAGUAUAGCCACCCACCCAGCUACUCUCAGCACCAGAUCCAGCAAGUGUCUGUAUCCAGUCCAGUGGUUCCUGGAGGUAUGAGAAACAUUCAUGAUAACAAAGUCUCUGGGCAAGUGUCCGGUAACUCCAACCAUAACUCGAGGCACUGCUCCAAUGAUGAGUACAUCAGCAUUGUCCAGAGACUUGGAAAUGAUGAGAGUGACCCCGCUUUGAGGAAUGCCUCCUUUCCUGUUCGCUCAGUCUGUUCUCCUGCUGGAAGUGAAGAAACCCCGAAAGUCGGAUCUCGGCCACCCCUAAUUCUUCAGUCUCCUCCGCCCUACACCUCCCCAAGAGAUGCUGCUCCCGACCUCCUCUUGGACUCCCCCGAGCGGAAAAAGAAGCAAAAAAAACUAUUGAAAGAGGAGGGAAGCAAAGGUGCCAUGUAUGAUAUUGUCAGCUCCCCCUCUAAAGACUCAACCAAGCUAACGAUUAAGUUGUCUCGUGUGAAGCACGCAGAGACAGAGCAGUCUGCAGAGCCGUUGCCGGCGGUGGAACGUGGCUCAGAAGCUGAAAAUGAACUGUCUUGCGGUACUUCACCGUACCAACGGAACCCCCAGGAGCGUCUGGCUGCGGCCCAGUGUCUCCCAGGGGAGCAGUCUGUUAACCAGCAGGUCCCUGUACUACAAAACACUGGGGCACUUGCAGCAAAGCAACCUGGGCUAGUUAGUGGGACCCCAUACGAUGAUGCAGAGUUGGAUGCUCUGGCUGAGAUAGAAAGGAUUGAGAGGGAAUCUGCUAUCGAACGAGAACGGUGCUCCAAAGAAGUUCAAGAUAAAGAUAAACCUCUGAAGAAGAGAAAACAAGAUUCGUACCCCCAGGAACCAGGAGCUGGGGGCACUGCGGGCGUUUCUGGAACACCUGGGGUGGGAGGGGGAUGUAAUGCUGUAAACAAACUGGUACCUCAAGAGGCUUGUGCUGCUAGCAAUGGAGCCAGCCGGCCUGCCCUGAUGGUCAGUAUUGACUUGCAGCAGGCAGGCAGGGUGGAAGGGCCACUAGACUCUUGUCCUGUUCCUGCGACAGAGGCCCAGCGACUGCCAGAGGAUGGCUCGGAGUCCACCGGAGUAUUACGGCUCAAAUCAAAGUCAGAUGGAGAGGUGCAGCGAACGGUUGAUGGACGAUCCGAGUUCAUCAAGCAGCAGGUGAAAACGCCACAGAAAAAUGCUUCAGAUGUGCGGCUGGAGACUCCGAAACACAAACGCGACAACCGUCGGGAGAUCUCCAACAAAGCCAGUUCGGAAAAGAGAUCAGAUGUUUCCAAGCACAGACAUGACUGUAAACCUGACAAAGUAAGAACUGAGGGUAAAGGUCAUGAAAUGUCACAAAAACAAGAAGAAUGUUCAGAGUCAACUCGAGACAGCAAAGAAGAGCGGCAUAGAGAUCGGAACAAAGAAAGCUCCAAAAUCCGAACUGAGGGUAAAGGUCAUGAAAUGUCACAAAAACAAGAAGGAUGUUCGGAGUCAACUCGAGACAGCAAAGAAGAGCGGCAUAGAGAUCGGAACAAAGAAAGCUCCAAAAUCCGCCAGCAGGAUACAUCCAAAUCAUCCAAUCAAGUGGAACACAGUCAAGAUAAACAACAGGAGAAGAAUCGUCAACACAGUCAAGAUAAGCAACGGGAGAGGAAUCGUGACAAGGAACGGGAGAGGAAUCGCGAAAAGGAACGGGAGAGGAAUCGGGACAAGGAUCGCGAGACGGAUAAAGACAAGGAUCGGGAGACGGAUAAAGACAAGGAUCGGGAGACGGAUAAAGACAAGGAACGGGAGAAGGAUAAAGACAAGGAACGGGAGAAGGAUAAAGACAAGGAACGGGAAAAGGAUAAAGAGAAGGAACAGGAGAAGGAGAAAGAGAAGGAACAGGAGAAGGAGAAAGAGAAGGAACAGGAGAAGGAGAAAGAGAAGGAACAGGAGAAGGAGAAAGAGAAGGAACAGGAGAAGGAGAAAGAUAAAGACAAGGCGCGGGAGAAGGAGAAAAACAAGACGCGGGAGAAAGAGAAAGAAAAAGUGCGGGAGAAGGAGAAAGACAAGGCACGGGAGAAGGAUAAAGACAAGGAACGGGAUAGUAAUCGGGACAAAGAACGGGAGAGGAAUCAGAACCAAAUACGGGAGAGAAAUCGGGACAAGGGUGGGGAGAGGAUUCCGGACAAGGAGCAUGAGAGGAAUCCGGACAAGGAGCGGGAGAGGAAUCCGGACAAGGAGCGGGAGAGGAAUCCGGACAAGGAGCGGGAGAGGAAUCCGGACAAGGAGCGGGAGAGGAAUCCGGACAAGGAGCGGGAGAGGAAUCCGGACAAGGAGCGGGAGAGGAAUCCGGACAAGGAGCGGGAGAGGAAUCCGGACAAGGAGCGAGAGAGGAAUCCGGACAAGGAGCGAGAGAGGAAUCCGGACAAGGAGCGAGAGAGGAAUCCGGACAAGGAGCGAGAGAGGAAUCCGGACAAGGAGAGGAAUCGAGCCAGGGAAAGAGACAGGGAGCGAGAUAAAGAAAGAAAGCGCCAUACAGAAUCUACAGAGCUCCUGGACAAGCCGUCUCCUGAGCAGCAAUUGGGGCCUGACAGUCCUCGAGUGAAACAUGAACCUCGUGGAGGAGUAGAAUCCAAAAUGAAACCCGAGAAACAAGUUGUCAAAACUCCCAACAACAAAGAUGAGAAACGCAGCGGAGACAUCAAGAACCGUAUUGAUGGACACAAACCACCAUCCUCAGACACCAAGAUUGCAGAAUUUCCCACUUAUCUGCUGGGAGGUAAAUCAGGUGCAUUAAAGAACUUUGUCAUUCCUAAGUUAAAACGAGACAAAGAUGGGAAUAUCAUGACGGAAUUGCAGCGUCCUGUACAGUUUUUUCCUGAGCCACGUGUGAAACUGGAGAAACUGAACCUAAUGGAGGAAAUAAAUAAGGGCGCUAAACCUGUUGUGGUUCUAAAGAAACUUUCCAUUGAUGAGGUGCAGAGGAUUAUCAGAAAUUCUCGCAGCUCAAAAUCAAGCAAGGGCAAGUCUUUUUACAGCAAAUCGUUCUCAGAGUUGGACCCUAGUCUGCCACUGUGUGAAAGGGUGAAGGUGAAUAAACGCAGACGCAGCUCCACAAAUGACAAGCCCAAGUAUGCAGAUGCCUGCUCAAGUGAAGACAGUGACUCUGACGAUGUGGCCCCAAAGCGUUCGAAAAAAGACAGAGAUAGAACGUGGGAAUGUGAAGAAAGGGACCGGAGAGGUUCUGGAGAUCACAGACGGAGCGGAGGACACCACGACAGUCGCAGAGGUUCAAGCAGUCGAUAUAGAGAUCGAAGCUCAUCGGGCUCGGAUGAGGAUUCACCCCCUCCCAGCCUAAAUGACUUUGCCAGAAGAUUGAAGAAAAAAGAAAAGCUGAAAAAAAGAAGAGCGUACGAGCCCAAGCUGACUCAGGAAGAAUUGAUGGACUCAUCCACAUUCAAAAGAUUUUCCACCAGUAUUGACAAUAUGCUUGAAAACUUGGAAGAUGUGGACUUGACAUCAUUAGAUGAUGAUGAGAUCCCUCAGGAGCUACUGCUUGGAAAACACCAGCUCUCUGAAUUAAGCAGCGAAUCUGCUAAAAUAAAGGCCAUGGGCAUCAUGCAUAAGAUUCCGUCUGAUAAGUUAGUGAAGGUCCAAAGCAUUUUGGAGAAAAACAUUCAGGAUGGUGCAAAGCUCUCCACUCUCCUGAAUCAUAGCAACGACAAGGAUGACGAGGAACGUUUGUGGCGUGACCUCAUCAUGGAACGUGUCACCAAAUCUGCUGAUUCUUGUCUGAUGGCUCUUAACAUCAUGACCUCACCACGCAUGCCGAAAGCCGUGUACAUCGAGGAUGUUAUCGAGAGGAUAUUACAGUACACAAAGUUCCACCUGCAGAACACGCUCUAUCCGCAGUAUGACCCCGUCUACAGGGUGAACCCUCAUGGUGGUGGAACGCUAAGCUCGAAAGCCAAGCGAGCAAAAAGCUCAACGCAUAAGCAGAGAGUAACCGUCAUGUUGUACAAUAAAGUAUGUGAUGUCAUCAGUAACAUUUCUGAACUGCUGGAAAUUCAGUUGAUGACGGACACGACCAUCCUUCAGGUCUCAUCGCUGGGCAUCACACCUUUCUUCGUAGAGAACGUGAGCGAGCUGCAGCUUUGUGCCAUUACGCUGGUGACGGCUGUGUUCUCUAGAUAUGAGAAACACAGGCAGCUGAUCCUAGAAGAGAUCUUUACCUCUCUCGCCCGACUGCCUACUACCAAGAGAAACCUAAGAAACUUCAGACUGAACAGCAGUGAUAUGGAUGGGGAGCCCAUGUAUAUUCAGAUGGUGACAGCCCUGGUUCUGCAGCUCAUUCAGUGUGUGGUCUAUCUGCCUAAUGAGAAAGAUUCAGAUGAUGAUAGAGACAGGAAGGUUGAUCAGGAUGUAGUGAUCACAAACUCCUAUGAGACGGCAAUGAGAACAGCACAAAACUUCCUCUCAGUUUUCCUCAAAAAAUGCGGCAGUAAGCAGGGUGAGGAUGACUACAGGCCGCUGUUUGAAAACUUUGUUCAGGAUCUUCUGUCUACUGUAAAUAAACCUGAUUGGCCUGCUGCAGAGCUGCUACUGAGCCUUCUGGGAAGGCUUUUGGUUCACCAGUUCAGUAAUAAACAAACAGAGAUGGCUUUGAGAGUGGCUUCUUUGGAUUAUCUGGGCACCGUGGCCGCACGUCUUCGUAAAGAUUCGGUGACCAGCAAAAUGGAUCAGCGGUCCAUCAACCGCAUUUUAGAAGAGAAUUCUGGUAGUGAUGAGGUUCAGCAGCUACAAAAGGCUCUGUUGAGUUACCUGAAUGAGAACAUGGAGACUGAUCCAGCUCUUGUGUUUGCACGCAAGUUUUACAUCGCACAGUGGUUCAGGGACACCAGCAUGGAAACAGAGAAAGCCAUGAAAUCGCAACGAGACGACGACUCGCCCGAUGGAUCGCACCAUGCGAAGGACAUCGAGACUACUGGUGAGAUCUUACAGAAAGCCGAGGCACGCAAGAAGUUCCUCCGGUCUGUUGUCAAGACCACACCAUCAAAGUUCAGCACACUAAGAGGAAACUCAGAUACUGUGGACUAUGAGGACUCGUGUCUUAUCGUGCGAUAUCUGGCCUCCAUGAGGCCCUUUGCACAGAGCUUUGAUAUUUAUCUCACACAGAUAUUGAGAGUCCUCGGUGAAAGUGCUAUCGCAGUGAGAACGAAAGCAAUGAAAUGUCUUUCUGAAGUCGUAGCAGUGGAUCCUAGCAUUCUAGCACGGUUGGACAUGCAACGGGGAGUUCACGGUCGUUUGAUGGAUAACUCCACCAGUGUGAGAGAAGCUGCUGUAGAGCUGUUGGGUCGGUUUGUACUCAGUCGACCGCAGCUAACCGAACAGUAUUAUGACAUGCUUAUCGAACGAAUACUGGACACGGGCAUCAGCGUGAGGAAGAGGGUUAUUAAAAUCCUUCGAGACAUCUGUCUGGAGCAGCCCACCUUUAACAAAGUCACUGAAAUGUGUGUCAAGAUGAUCCGGAGGGUUAAUGAUGAGGAGGGCAUCAAGAAAUUGGUGAACGAGACGUUUCAGAAGCUGUGGUUCACUCCCACACCGAAUCAUGAUAAAGAGGCGAUGACUCGCAAGAUUCUUAACAUCACAGAUGUGGUCUCUGCAUGCAGGGAUACCGGGUACGACUGGUUCGAGCAGCUGUUGCAGAACCUGUUGAAGUCGGAAGAGAGCGCUUCUUAUAAACCAGCCAAGAAGGCUUGCGGUCAGCUGGUGGACGGUCUGGUGGAGCAUAUUCUCAAAUACGAGGAAUCUCUCGCAGAUGGUGACAAUAAGGGGUUGACAUCAAACCGCCUGGUGGCGUGUAUCACCACACUGUACCUGUUUAGUAAGAUCCGACCACAUCUGAUGGUGAAGCAUGCCAUGACUAUGCAGCCCUACCUGACCACCAAGUGUAAUACUCAGAGUGAUUUCAUGGUGAUCUGCAAUGUGGCUAAAAUCCUGGAGCUUGUGGUUCCUCUGAUGGAUCAUCCGAGUGAAAACUUUCUCACUACUAUCGAAGAAGAUCUGAUGAAACUGAUCAUCAAAUACGGCAUGACGGUUGUGCAGCACUGUGUAAGUUGUCUCGGUGCGGUUGUCAACAAGGUCACCCAUAACUUCAAGUUCGUCUGGGCUUGUUUUAAUCGGUAUUAUGGAGCACUGAACAAACUGAAGUUACAGCAUCAGGAAGAUCCAAACAGCGGCGUUCUGGUAUCUAAUAAACCUCCGCUGCUGCGGUCACUGUUUACUGUGGGGGCGCUGUGUAGACAUUUUGACUUUGACCAAGAGGAGUUUAAAGGCAGUAGUAAGGUGGUCAUAAAAGACAAAGUGAUGGAGCUGCUAUUGUAUUUCACUAAGAACGAGGACGAGGAGGUGCAGACCAAGGCUAUCAUAGGUUUAGGGUUUCUGUGCAUCCAGCACCCGGGGCUGAUGUUUUGUCCAGACAUAAAAACUCUUUACAACAGUCUUCUGGCUGACAGGAAGACAUCUGUGAACCUGAAGAUCCAGGUGCUGAAGAACCUCCAGACGUACCUGCAGGAAGAGGACUCGCGCAUGCAGGAGGCCGAUAGGGAGUGGAAAAAGACGGCCAAGCAAGAAGACCUAAAGGAGAUGGGUGACAUCUCAUCUGGCAUGAGCAGUUCAAUCAUGCAGCUCUACCUCAAGCAGGUGCUGGAGAGUUUCUUCCACACGCAGUCCAGCGUACGACACUUCGCCCUAAACGUCAUCGCCCUGACCCUCAACCAGGGUCUCAUUCACCCCGUGCAGUGCGUUCCAUACCUUAUCGCCAUGGGAACGGACUCGGAACCCACAAUGAGGAAUAAAGCCGAUCAGCAGCUUGUGGAGAUCGACAAGAAAUACAGCGGGUUUAUUCACAUGAAGGCCGUGGCGGGAUUGAAAAUGUCCUAUCAGGUACAACAGGCCAUCGUGGGUUCCCAAAACGUGGUGGUCAGAGGUUUCCGUCAGGAUGAGACGAGCGGGGCCCUGUGUUCUCAUCUUUACACCAUGGUGCGAGGCAACAGACAACACCGAAGGGCUUUCCUCAUCUCGCUGCUCAACCUGUUCGAUGACAGUUCGAAGUCGGACGUGAACAUGCUGUUGUUUGUCGCGGACAACCUGGCCUGCUUCCCUUAUCAAAGUCAGGAUGAGCCGCUGUUUAUCAUGCAUCACGUAGACAUUACCCUGUCGGUGUCUGGUAGCAACCUGAUGCAGUCAUUUAAAGAGUCGUUGCUGAAAGAACCAAAACCACAAGAAAAGAAGAAAAAGAACAAGAAGAAGAAAAAGAAGAAGAGAGGGAAAAAAUGUGGCUCUGAAGAAGAUGAAGACGAGGAUGAAAGCAGCAGGGGAAGCAGCAGCGAUAGCAGCAGCAGCAGCAGCAGCGAUGAAGAUGAUGUCAUCCGUCGCCCCAAGAAACCCAGGCGAGCUGUGGGCUCGGACUCUGAUUCAGACCUCGACACAGAGGAUGCUGACAAAGUGAUGGAGCGUCUCCCUGACAACCCGGAUCCCCUGCUGGAUUUCGCAAACGCAUCUCAGGGUAUCCUGCUUCUGCUCAUGCUCAAGCAGCACCUUAAGAACCUCUACGGCUUCUCUGAUAGUAAAAUUCAGAAGUACUCGCCUACAGAAUCUGCAAAGAUUUACGAUAAGGCAGUAAACAGGAAGGCCAAAGUGCAUUUCAACCCACAGCAGACGCUGGACUACCUGACCAACAGCUUGUCUAAUGCAGAUCUUACGCAUGAUGUGAAGAGGAGAAUCGUCAGACAGUAUUUAGAUUUUAAGGUACUGAUGGAGCACCUGGAUCCAGAAGAAGAAGAAGAAGAGGGUGAAGCUUCAGCCAGCACCAACGCAAGAAAUAAAGCCAUCACCGCUCUGCUAGGAGCCACCAGCCCCAAGAAUCACACUGCCGAUUCGUAUGACGACGACAGUGAUGCUGACGAAAAGACCCCAGGGUCAUCACGGCGAUCCAAGAAGGGUGGAGAUUCCGAAGCGUCGGGUCAAAUGAACAAAACUGUAGAAGCCAAGGAUGUCAUCGCUAUCUUCUGUCCCAAACACAAGGAUCGGCCGCAGAUAGCGCGUGUCAUUCAGAAGACGAGCACAGGCUAUAGUGUUCGCUGGAUGGCCGGCUCCUACUCUGGCACCUGGGCGGAAGCCAAAAAACGCGUCGGACGAAAAUCGGUGCCUUGGGUGGACACUAUAAAGGAGUCGGACAUUAUUUACAAGAAAAUCGUCUUGACGAGCUCACACAAACUGACCAACAAAGUGGCGCAGACUUUACGUUCACUGUACGCGGCCAAGGAAGGAUCUUCCAGCUAAUUAAAUCUGUGAUAACUCUGGAACUGUUACAUCCGACAGACUCUCGGCAGCCAAACUUUAUCAGGAUUUAGCAUUUUGUAAACUACAUGUAAAAGAAAAGAGUAUCGCAGACGCACCCAUUUUAAGACCCAAUGUGGAACUGGCCAAAUUGGGACGAUUUUAGCUCUGAACUGUAGAUGUGAAAGAUCUUUUAAGUUAAACGGAACAGAACGAAUCAUAUGGGAGCUUCGUCGCUGUUGUGCAGCAACUCGGUUGUUUGAAUUUUUCCCCCACUGUAUUAUAGUUUAACAAAAAAACAGAAACGAAAAAUGUUUAUAUCUCUGACAAAAAAAAAACUGUUUAAAGAAAUAAACUUACAGUGAAUGUUGGAAAUUAGUCUGUUGAUGUUCUUAAUAAAGUGACCUUGGAGUUUAACCGGAUGGAUUUCUUUAGUUUAGCUCAAUUUCCAGGGAAAUAAACUUUUAAACAUCACCUCUGCUUUGUUUUAUUCUGGUUUCUGUGCUGUAUAAUGGAGUCUCUUGGACAUAAUUUAUUCAGUUGAAAGCAGAGCAUGCGGUAUCUGUUGCCUACAUUGAUGGGAGGGUUUUUUGUAAAUGUAGAUUUUUGAUGUAUUUGGUCAGGUUUUGGGUCUGUAAACCCCACAGCGGGAUAAGAGACCCCAAGCAUGUGUGGAGGAGCAAGUACUGCAAUAAAUUUUUUUACUUCUCUUUGUUA